UAAGGAGCAGCCGGCGGAGAGCGGCUCUGUGCCGAGUCGAUGCCGUCACCCUGCUGGUGCCUGCGAAGCAGGAAGCCGCCGCGCGGAGUCAGCACCCCGGCGAGAGGGCAGCGGCGCGCCGAACCGGAGCGGCGGAUUCGAUUUGGAAGCGGAUUGCCGUGUGAAUGGGCGCUGGCAACGAAGCCCCUGCCUUCUGCCAUGGCUCUCUCCUGGGCUCGGAGGCUGAUACGCCGGCCUGCUUGUCUGAAAUGGGUGGCUUUGAGCACUGCACCAGAGGAGGACUGCAGGCAGGGGGCGGGGAGGCACGAAACACCGAGGAAAAGGUGGAUGAAGGAGAAGAAGCCUCGACAAGGCUUCAGCUUGCCAGGCCUGGAGUGCUCCUGGGAAGAGAGGUUAAGCAGUGUGGCAACUCCACUGUGGAGACUCGCCUAUGAAGAGCAGUUGAAGGUGAAGGCUGAAAGUCAGAAGAAAGUGUUGCAGACGCUGGCCUCUCGUCUGAGGGAGCAUGGCACAGACAAACUGGAAAUCACACAGAGACCAGAUGGGCUUUGCUGUCCCCUCCAUCCUGUGGUCCCCUCUCCCAUCGUGAACGGCUACCGAAACAAAUCCACAUUCUCUGUGAACCGAGGGCCUGAUGGGAACCCCAAAACUGUGGGGAACUAUGUGGGAACUGGCCGAGCAAAGAAUAUUGUCUGUGUGCGAGCCAACCGCCUGCAAAAUGUGCCCGAAAAACACAAACAAGUCGCUCAGUGUUAUGAGGAGUUUCUUCAGCAGUCCCCACUGGAUCCUUGCCUCUUGUUUCAUGAGGGUGGCCACUGGCGAGAACUCACAGUACGCACCAAUAGCAGUGGACACACCAUGGCCAUCAUCACUUUCCACCCCCAGGACCUUAAUCAGGAGGAACUGUGUACUCAGAAAACUUUGCUUAAGGAAUUUUUCACUUGUGGGCCUGGAGCAGUCUGCGCCCUGACCUCACUCUAUUUCCAAGAGAGUACCAUGACUCGAAGCUCCCAUCAGCAAUCUCCCUAUCAGCUCCUCUAUGGAGAACCAUACAUCUUUGAGGAGGUCCUGGGUUUGAAGUUUCGCAUCUCUCCAGAUGCCUUUUUCCAAAUCAACACAGCUGGGGCAGAAGUUCUGUACCAGACAGUUGGGAAGUUAAGCCAGGCUGAUAAGAAUACCAUCCUUCUUGAUGUCUGCUGUGGCACUGGUGCUAUUGGUCUCUCUCUGGCUCACCAAGCAUCUAAGGUUGUUGGUGUCGAGAUGGUGGAGCAGGCUGUAGAGGAUGCGAGGUGGAAUGCAGCAAUCAAUGGAAUCUCAAACUGUGAGUUUCACAGUGGAAAGGCGGAGGUGGUGUUGCCACAGUUCUUGAUGUCACGAGAAGACGAUCAGCCCCUUGUGGUAGUGGUGAACCCAUCCCGGGCUGGACUCCAUUAUCGUGUGGUGCGGGCCAUUCGAAACUGCGAGGCCACCCGGACCCUGAUCUAUGUUUCCUGCAAGCCUGACGGAGAAGCCAUGAGGAACUUUCUUGAGUUUUGCUGCCCACCAGACUCUAGAAAGAAGCUUGUAGGAGAGCCAUUUGUCCCUCUAUUGGCUGUCCCAGUUGACAUGUUUCCCCACACCAUGCACUGUGAGCUGGUGAUGGUCUUCACCCGCUGAGGGGUCAUCCUGGUAUAUGUGUUUCCCACAAAACAGGACUUCAUACCUUUAAAAGUGGGAGAUGGGACAGAACUACAAAUGUUCAGAAAGCUGGAAUGGAUAUGGCUCAGAUGUAACCUAUUAUUUUGAAAGUUGUAAAUUAAAACUCUUUUGGGAAUUUUCAGCCUGUCUUGCUAUGCUGUCCUUUGCAUAUCUGAAGAAAUAUGAAGCCUGUGUAUACUGAGAUUUUCUGUUUGAAAAGAUCCUUGGUUGCAGUUUCUUUUUCCCAUUUAAACCUUAUCCCCUUUGCUAGGCUAUCAAAAUGGCAUAGGUACCUCUUAGCCCCCGGUCUGCUGUUCUGAGAUUUCAUGAAACUGCUUUAAAUAUGCUAAAUACAAGUC
Messenger RNA from Pelodiscus sinensis (Chinese soft-shelled turtle), 2036 nucleotides. RefSeq names its product tRNA methyltransferase 2B (gene TRMT2B). Gene Ontology annotation, molecular function: tRNA (uracil(54)-C5)-methyltransferase activity, S-adenosyl methionine-dependent; RNA binding. The record is from RefSeq and is a predicted model, not a curated record. NCBI's taxonomy places the organism in Eukaryota, Metazoa, Chordata, Testudines, Trionychidae. Gene Ontology annotation, biological process: RNA processing.